AUGCCGAAUGGUUAUCACACUGACGAUUCGAUCGAGUCUACUACCCCCUCCAGCCACCGUCUUGCGGACGUGUCACCUUCAAUCUCGGCGCAAGCACCACGCAUACUCUGCGUUGACUCCAGUCCAGUUUCAGGCGCACCAACUCGUCCAAUUCCAGCCUCGACAAGGCCCGACCAGAGCUUCCGCUCGGCCAUGAGCUCCGGCAAUGGCUCUUCCAUGAGCCGCACCACUUUCACCUCGCCUUCCAAGCAAAGUGCAAAUGGCCACCACCAUGCAAGCUCGAGCAACAGCAACAGCAACAGCAACAGUACCAAUGCUUCCAAAAGCUCUAACACAUUUCGCUCCAGCCUCGAGCAAUUCAGGUAUGGCGCCAACAACGCCAAGCGCCACGUAGCCGAGUCCGACAAGAGCUCCGAUCUGAGCGAGCCCGAGUCUUCUGACCAAGAGCAACGCAAACCCAAGAAGCGUCGUCUUGUACGAGGUGGCGGUGCACGUUCUCCAUCACGCGACCACUCCCAAGAGCCAGCAGAUAGGCCUCGCCACAACAGAUCACGUAGCCCUCCUGCCAAGCAUGGCAUUGACGAUGAUGCCGAUCACGCUCGAGAGGUGCCCACCCUCCUGGAUCGGCAAUCUUCUGCAGCAUCCACUCGACCUGCAACCAAACCACCAGCAGACAACAGCCUUCCAGCACCUCUUUCCGAUGCAGAACUCAAGCAAAAAGCACGCGCCAUCAUCAAGGAGAGACCUCUGCUCGAGCCCAAACGCAUCCUCGCAGCUUUGCGUCAGACCCGCGGUGACAUUCCAAGAGCUGUGCACCUGCUCACAUCGCGACCCAGCGUGGUCACCACCAAGACCGUCAGCCUCAAGCUCAGCGCCAAUGGCAUUCAGCGCCCUACCCAGACCACGCUCACAAAUCGAUCAACAAGAAUGCCGUCUAACUCUAGCAAUCCCAGUUCCAGAGCCUCGACACCGUCCAUCUCUCGUACGCCCUCACAGUCCACUGCACCACAGUUGGUCCCCGUCAAGAAGCCGUCACGCGAGACAGAGCAGAUCAGCUCAGACGAUGACGACUCGGACGGCCAAGAUCGCCAAGAAAAGCAAGAGCAUGCCGCCGUUAGGUGGUUCAACACUGCCGAUGCCAGCGCUCUCAUGGACACUACCAACUGCAAUGCACAGCAGGCCGAGACCAUCAUCUCACUCCGCCCGUUCGACGACGCAGACGACAUUGAAGAGAAGCUCGGCAGCAAGUCGACCAAGGGCGUCACACCGAGGCUCUUUCAUCACUGCAAAGACCUCAUGGCUGGCUACUAUCAAGUCGACGAGGUUCUCGCCAGAUGCGAAACGAUUGGACGCGAGCUCAGCGACGCCAUGGCUUCCUGGAUGCCCGAUGCCAGUCAGAAUGGUUCUAGGUUCGCUACGCCCGCGCUCACUGCCUCAUCAGUCGACGCUUCCAUCGCAGCCUCGCGCGAAGGCACACCCUCGAGCACGCUCAACUUGUCCUCGAUCAAGAAAGGCGGCUCUUCCAAUGACAAGUUCUAUCUCGAAGAGCAACCUAAGCUGCUAGCCGACGGUGUCAAGCUCAAGGACUAUCAGCUUGUUGGUGUUAAUUGGCUCCACCUUCUUUACCGCAAAAAGACAAGCUGUAUCCUUGCUGACGAGAUGGGACUCGGCAAAACCGCCCAGGUCAUCGCGUUUUUCGCGCAGCUCAAGGACAUGGGCGUUCGUGGGCCACAUCUCGUCGUUGCUCCCAGUUCCGUAUUGGAGAAUUGGGAUCGCGAGUUCCGAUUCUUCGCGCCUUUGAUCAACGUACGCAAGUACUAUGGCAGCAUGAAGGACCGUGUUGAGCUUAGAGAGGAGCUUGUCGAAGAUGCUCAUCUGGAAGUGAUCCUCACCACCUACGAGAUGGCAGCCGGUGGACCACAGGAUCACAACUUCCUGCGCAAGUUCGGACGACGUGGCUGCGGUCGCAACGAAUGCAAGCCUGGCUGCGACGAAUCAGGUUGCCGAACAGGAGGCUUUCAAGUGUGCGUCUUCGACGAGGGUCACAUCCUCAAGAAUCGCAAGUCGCAGAAGUACGACAAGCUGCUCAAGCUCAAGACGCACUGGCGUCUGCUUCUGACUGGCACGCCGUUGCAGAACAACCUGCAAGAGCUAGUUUCGCUUCUCAACUUUAUCAUGCCUGAAUAUUUUGCCGAUGCCGAGGAGGCACUCUCUGCCAUCUUCAAGGUGAAAGCGGGAGGGCAGCAAAACGAGCUCUCCAAGCAACGUGUCGAUCGCGCCAAAAAGAUGAUGCAUCCGUUUGUGUUGCGAAGGCUCAAGGACAAGGUGCUUACCGAUUUGACCACCAAGACAGUCCGUGUCGAGUACUGCGACAUGCUACCGAUGCAACGCAAAAUCUACGCCGAGGCUGUAGCCAAGACCAAGCGCGUCGCUGCUGCGGAAGCGGAAGCGGCGACGACUCGCGCACGCUCACGCGCAGCGACAAGCUCGAGCAAGGAGAGCGGCCACGUGCUGAUGGAGCUGCGCAAAGCGGCCAACCAUCCUCUGUUGUCGCGACGGUUGUUCGAUGAAGCCAAGAUCGAUGCCAUGGCACGCGAUCUGAUGAAGGAGCCCGAUUAUGCCGACUACAGCUUUGAACAUGUCAAGGAGGAUCUUCGGAUCAACACAGAUGCGCAGCUCUCGUUCUCGGCGCAGUCGUAUCCGGCUACGCGCAAGCACGUGCUGCCCGCAGCCGAGUGGAUGAAGUCCGGCAAGAUCCAAGCGCUGCAGCGGCUGAUUCCCGAGAUCCAAGCCAAGGGUGAUCGGAUACUGAUCUUUAGCCAAUUCACCAUGGUGCUCGAUAUCCUGUGCGUGUGUCUGCAGCACAUGGGUGUCAAGUACGUCGGGUUUACCGGUUCGACGCAGGUGCAAGAUCGGCAGGUGUUGGUGGACCAAUUCACCAACGAUGCUUCGAUCACCGUGUUUCUGCUGUCGACCAAGGCGGGUGGAUUGGGCAUUAACCUGAUCGCUGCCAACUGGGUGAUUCUGUUCGACCAAGAUUUCAAUCCGCACAACGACAAACAGGCUGCCGAUCGGUCGUACAGGAUGGGCCAGACGAAACCGGUUACUGUUGUCAAACUGCUCAGUCGCGGGACGAUUGACGAAGACAUUCACGCGCUUGGUGAACGCAAGCUCCAACUCGCCGACCGCGUCUCUGGCCACGACGACACAGAGUCGGACGAAGCCGAGCAGAAAAAGGUGGCGCAGACCCUGCUCGCCAAACUGCGCGAGGCCGCAUCUCCUACCGUGCAAGACAUGAGCGAUCACGACGACAACAACUAG
Mycosarcoma maydis (corn smut) is the source of this 3321-nucleotide messenger RNA. RefSeq lists its product as uncharacterized. Lineage: Eukaryota; Fungi; Basidiomycota; Ustilaginomycetes; Ustilaginales. The record is from RefSeq and is a predicted model, not a curated record. The transcript has a single exon. Bases 1 to 3321 code for a protein of 1106 amino acids. Gene Ontology annotation, cellular component: nucleus. Gene Ontology annotation, molecular function: ATP-dependent chromatin remodeler activity; DNA binding; chromatin binding.